This is a messenger RNA of Trichobilharzia szidati, 1365 nucleotides long. The record is from the annotation of a GenBank genome assembly. Lineage: Eukaryota; Metazoa; Platyhelminthes; Trematoda; Strigeidida; Schistosomatidae.
AUGCUGGAACAGUGUUCAACAUUUAUCAGUUUGAAAGAAUCACCUUUUCAUACAAAAAUAAGCCGAUAUCUAUUCUACUUUAUUUGGAUGUUAGUCGAUACAUUGUGUUUUGUUUUGGGGACUGUAUGCAUGGUUUUAAUGGUGAGAAAUUCAGAAAUAAUCACUGGUUGGUUUGUUGAGCAUAAUAAAGCACCUGGUUUGUUCGUAUUAUUCGGAAUACUGACAAAUUUACUUCUCAUAUUAGUCAGGAAAUUUAAAUACGAAAAUGUGGUUGAUCAUCUUCUGAUCGUAAUCAGUUAUCUACUGAUCUCUUUUGGCUUCGCGGAGGGGUCAUCAUCCUAUUCCUCAUAUUAUUCUUCAUAUUCAGGGAUAAAUUCUCAGUGGCAUUAUUCUUUAUGGCACUCAUUAUUUUGUUGUGCACCACGAAUAUCUGUUAUGCAUCGCUGGAAAAUAAGUGAAUAUUUCCAAAGGCUCACAUUCGAAGACAGAAGGAAUAAAAUCAUGUCAAUUUCUGAAGAAUAUUUAACGCUGUUCGAAGCGUCUAAGAAUAAGCUACUACGACGAGAUAUCCCUUUCAGAUAUUAUAUCUGGAUUUUGAUAGAUGCCGUGUUUAUGAUACUGACGACUACAGCUGUACUCGUCUUGUUUACCAAAUUGCAAAUAAUUUCUAGUUUCUUUAGGCAUCAUUUCUAUUUGACGUUUGUUAUUGGAUUUGUCGGUGUCAUUCUACCACUUCCAAUAAUAACUAUGACAAACUUCUUGUCAAACGUCUUCUGUGUUCAUUUGCUGCUUGGAAGUACAGUUUUGCUGUGGUCUGUGAGCUUGGCUGCUGGCUUUGGAUCUGUUGACAUGUUCCAUGGAUUGAUAUCACUGAUUUUGACAAUUGUGAUUACAAUCACGACUGUGGGGUUGGCAUUGAAAUUACCAUCAAUGGAUGAUAAUCAGUUGGUUGUCUUUACUACAAUAUCAUAUACCAUUUUGAUUUUAUCAACUAUCUUGAUAAUAUUUAAUGUCAUCAAGCAACCAAAUACACCAAUCUUCAGCAUUGUGUCGGCAAUCAUCUUUGGAUUAUUCAUAAUCUGUCUAAUAUUUGGCUUUAUGAACAACUUGGAUCUGGUAGUAUGGUGGUUUUCACCGUAUCCAUCGCAAUUUGUUGAGGCUUUUAUCCUCUGGUUACUAGUGUGCUGCCUUUUCGUCAUUGUUUAUACUACUUUAAUGUUGCCUAAAAUAUGGAACAAAUAACAGUAAUUAUUUGUUUGUUUUAUAUGCCAGAGAGUGGUGUUGAACCUGGUGUUUCUUAUUCAUGAUUUGAUAUUUAUCAUUUUAACGGUGAAAUAAUGUUAAUCAUGUUCCCUUUCUGUGAAG